UCCCACUACAUCGACCCUACCACCCUACAUCAUCGACAUCCCCACAGCAUGGCGGGACCGCGCGCCAACCUGGCUGUGACGAAGGACGGCGAACCCUACAACAGAUUGCAGCGACCAGACAAUCUUCUCCAUGAGCAUGCGCCUAUGAACAAGGCAACCGAGCGCAAGCGCGAGCGGGCAGCUGUUGACAGACCAAUGACCAGACCCACCUCUGCAAACAAGCGUGCGAAAAUGAACCAUCCGGAAUCGACGGCCAACAGUUCUCCGCUUCUCAGUGACAGUUACCGGAAUCGAAGCGCUGCGACCGUCGCGGAAUGUGGCAUGCGCUUCACUCUCCCAAUCGAGGAAGAUCAAGCACAAGACUCGGACGACUCAUUGGGGGAAGCACUUGCAUACCUCCGUAGCGUACGGUCAGAAGCAUCUACAAUCCCAAAUCUACUCGUUGCGCCGACGACACAAGAGGAAACCGUCAAGCCUUCGCAGCUGCACACAUCAAAGACUCUGCUUGGUCAACGUGCCUUCUAUCAAGAUGGCGCCUGGAUAUCGAUUGACGAAAGCUACGGAGCAGCGUACAGCAAAGACCAUGAGCCUGAUGAGACAGACCCGCAGGCUUCAUACCACAAGCAGUUAAUUAAGCGGUUCGAAAUCCUCCGCAGCAAUCUGAAUAGGAAUGGAGUUCAGAGAUCGGCUCCUCCAGGUAUUGACGCAAGCCAAGCGUCGCCCGCGAAGCCACCGUCGAAUCGACACGAUUGGUUGUAUACAAUUGAUCGGGAAUAUCCAACCCCGGAUCAAGUGUUUCAGCUAGACGAGAAUAACGCCAGGCGCGGUCUCGAAUAUUGUGCCCAUGCCAUGGAUCGGUUUGAUACGAUUUCCAAACAAAAGAGUUGCUGGACCUGGACCUUACUUGCCUUGUCAGGUGAUAUCGGAACACUGGACUCACAGAAGAUGAGCCACAUCAGAGAUCUUGGGAACAAAGCUGCCGAAAUGAGUAUUGCUUUGCAUACAGAUUUCAGAAGGCAGAACGGAGACGCCAAAUAUGAUGUAGUUCGUGCAGAUUUAGCAGACGAUGUGCAAGAUGGCAAGAACGAGAUCGACAAGGCAAAUCUGUGUGAUGCCAGCAGAGACACUCAUGAUUCAGCAACGGGGUACGUACGAUCUGAUGCCGACAAGGAUCUAAAGGUGAUGCCUAGAACGUUGCUGAACGAGGCUGCGCCAGGAGCUCAGGACGCACAGCUUCGGUCAGAUGUUUCGAACGACGUCAAUGAAGAGACUAACACUGACAAAAACAACGACACGCUUAAGGAAGCACGUGCAUGUCUGCUUGCACAGCUCGGCGAUAAUUUGGUACAAGCUGGCAUUCCAGUGUCAACAACACGCAUUGCCGAUUCAAAUACACAUCACAGUGGACAGCAUGAUCCAGAUUUAGAUGUUUUACAGCAUGAGAUCCAGGCCCGCGCGAUCCCAUCUCGGGCGGAAGCUGAAAGACAACGGCAGAUAAUGCGGAUGCGGGAAUCGGCUACCCAAAGGUUGAGAGACCAGGUGCCUACCCUUGCUAAGCCGUCUGUUACCAUACGUUCCGUUUCCGAUGACCACGGCUCAUGUACUGUCGAUCUGAACACAAGGGUUACAAUUGACAUGAUCUUGACCGUGGUCGCCGAGUGUUAUGGGCAACGAGAUCUACUAGAAUUCCGCAAGCCGUGGUAGGUACCUACAGAUGGUGGCAUUCUGUGUUUCUCUCCGUGAUUUCACAGGGAGACCUGCACUUUCUCCUUGAUGAACGGAUUUGCAUUUCGAGAAUAGUCAUAAUUAUCUUCUGCUCAUGAUUCACACGUUGAGCGCACGGG
Molecule: messenger RNA, 1844 nt
Organism: Boeremia exigua
Lineage: Eukaryota; Fungi; Ascomycota; Dothideomycetes; Pleosporales; Didymellaceae
Exons: 2
Coding region: 49-1704 (551 amino acids)
Biological process (GO): spliceosomal snRNP assembly
Cellular component (GO): SMN complex; nucleus
Source: RefSeq, a predicted model, not a curated record